AUGACUUCUUACAGGCCCUACGAGGGGCGCCUCAACUGCACGCCCAUGGCGCUGCUGAACGCUGCAGCAUGCAGAGAGAAGGGCAACGCCACGGCUGCUGCCGCCACCACCAGCCCGGAGGAGUGUGGCUCGGUGUCAGUGGUCUUCGCCCUGACCAUGAUGACCACGGGCCUGGUGGGCAACGGGCUGGCGCUGCUGCUGGUGUACUGUGCCUACCACAAGAAGCAAAACGUGCAGAGAGAAGGGCAACGCCACGGCUGCCGCCACCACCACCAGCCCGGAGGAGUGUGGCUCGGUGUCAGUGGUCUUCGCCCUGACCAUGAUGACCACGGGCCUGGUGGGCAACGGGCUGGCGCUGCUGCUGGUGUACUGUGCCUACCACAAGAAGCAAAACGUGCAGAGAGAAGGGCAACGCCACGGCUGCCGCCACCACCACCAGCCCGGAGGAGUGUGGCUCGAAGCAAAACGUGCAGAGAGAAGGGCAACGCCACGGCUGCCGCCACCACCACCAGCCCGGAGGAGUGUGGCUCGGUGUCAGUGGUCUUCGCCCUGACCAUGAUGACCACGGGCCUGGUGGGCAACGGGCUGGCGCUGCUGCUGGUGUACCGCGCCUACCACAAGAAGCAAAACGCACGCAAAAAGUCCUUCCUGCUCUGCAUCAGCUCCCUGGCCCUGACCGACCUGACCGGGCAGCUCCUCACCAGCCCCAUCGUCAUCACCGUCUACCGGGCUGGCCGCGACUGGCUGGCGGUGGACCCUUCCCUGUGCCUGUGCAUUUUCGGCCUCAGCAUGACCGUCUUCGGGCUGUGCCCGCUCUUCAUCACCAGCGCCAUGGCCGUCGAGAGGACCCUGGCCAUCCGGCCGCACUGGUACUCGAACCACAUGAAGACGUGCAUCAGCAAGGCCAUCCUGCUCAGCGUCUGGGUGGCUGUGCUCGCCUUCAUGUGCUUGCCCGUGGUGGGCGUCGGGCGGUACGCCCUCCAGUGGCCGGGCACAUGGUGCUUCAUCAGCGCCCGGGAUCAGGGGGGUCCCCACGUGGGCAAUGUCAUCUUCACCUCCAGGUUCGCCUUCCUGGGCCUCUUCUCGCUCGCCGUCACCGUGGCAUGCAACGUGGCCACCAUCGUCGCCCUGGUGUGCCACCGCCACUCCAAAAACUCCGCGUCUCAGUCCAGGAGGCAGUGGGGCAGAAUCACCAUGGAAACCUUGAUUCAGCUGCUGGGGAUCAUGUGUGUCCUCUUUGCCUGCUGGUCGCCACUCUUGAUUGUGAUGCUGAAAGUGAUAAAGUUGAGGCCUAUUUAA
Molecule: messenger RNA, 1299 nt
Organism: Lacerta agilis (Sand lizard)
Lineage: Eukaryota; Metazoa; Chordata; Lepidosauria; Squamata; Lacertidae
Product: prostaglandin E2 receptor EP3 subtype-like
Biological process (GO): inflammatory response; negative regulation of gastric acid secretion; intestine smooth muscle contraction
Cellular component (GO): plasma membrane
Molecular function (GO): prostaglandin E receptor activity
Source: RefSeq, a predicted model, not a curated record